UUAAAGGUUCUGAUCCUCCUAUAGAGUUUUUUCUACCCAACGAUAAUGAAUAUGAUUCUGAAGAAACUCUUGAUCUUUUUGAAUAUGAUUUGGUUAAAAUAUUAGAUGAAGAGCAAAAUGAAACAUUAUCAAGCGAUAUAGAGAUGGAAAAAGAUGAUGAUGUUUUAUUGGAAGAAGAGUAUAAUGAUGAUAUUAUAAUUUGCGAUGAUAUAAAUAAUUUACAAAAAAUAAGAGAAAACUUACGAAAUAAAUUACAUGCUAAUAAAUAUUUCAUGGAAGAAAUAAUACCAAAGUUAGUUCUUUGUAAGUGUGGUAAAAAAAUCUGGUUAGAUCGAGAUUUUAGAGACAAAAAUCUUACAACACAUGAUGAAUUAAGUAAUUGUAAAUAUAGCGGAAAAGGACAACAAAGUAUUAAAGUUUUUUUUAAACCUAAAAAAAGUAAAAAUGAAGACGAAAAUAUAAUUGUCAAAAAAGUUCCAUGUAAAGGAUUAUGUGAAGAAAAGUAUCGAAAAUAUGUAUUUAAUAGUCCUGCUGAAUUUGGAGGAUCAGUUAGACUUGACAUAGCCGCAAGAGAAUUAUUUCUGAAACUGUUAAAACAAAACUUAGAUUAA
Funneliformis caledonium is the source of this 611-nucleotide messenger RNA. NCBI's taxonomy places the organism in Eukaryota, Fungi, Glomeromycota, Glomeromycetes, Glomerales, Glomeraceae. The record is from the annotation of a GenBank genome assembly.